UUCUCGAGCAAUAGCCAGCGAGUUUUCAGCGAGUGUUCCUCCCGAAAAAGACAAAUUUAAUAAAUCAACUUAAAAAUGCCUGCUAAAGCUGUCUGUGUUAUUAACGGUGAUGCCAAAGGCACUGUUUUCUUUGAACAAACCGACGAAUCUUCUCCUGUUGUUGUAACUGGUGAGGUUACUGGUUUGUCCAAGGGCUUACAUGGCUUCCACGUCCAUGAAUUCGGUGACAACACCAACGGAUGUACAUCAGCUGGACCCCAUUUCAAUCCAAAAGGCAAAGAACAUGGUGCACCCUCCGAUGAGAACCGUCACGUUGGCGAUUUGGGUAAUAUUGAAGCCAGUGGAGAUGGCCCAACAAAGGUCAACAUCACUGAUUCUCAAAUUAGUCUGUUCGGCGCCAAUAGCAUUUUGGGACGUACAGUCGUCGUACAUGCCGAUCCCGAUGAUUUGGGCAAGGGUGGCCAUGAAUUGAGCAAGUCAACUGGAAACGCUGGUGCUCGCAUUGGUUGCGGUGUAAUUGGAAUUGCUAAAAUUUAAAUCACCCCACGAUACUUUUGAGUUUUAUUGAUUUACAUACUUAUUGUAGGGUUAGCCACAUGUUUCCAUUGUUUUAAUCUACAUAUUGAACCCCAAUAGAAGCGCUUUAUAAUUUAAUUAUAUAUUGCUCCUAAGUUUCCUUAUAGUGCUGAAAAUUAUAUAUGCUAUAUUCAAAUGUGUAUAUCAGCGCAAACUAUUUGCAAUUCUAAACAAAUCUUCGAGUAAAGAUAUUGGUGAAUAGAAAACAAA
Musca domestica (house fly) is the source of this 786-nucleotide messenger RNA. It is a transcript of the gene Sod1, whose product is annotated as superoxide dismutase [Cu-Zn]. The record is from RefSeq and is marked provisional. Gene Ontology annotation, molecular function: superoxide dismutase activity; copper ion binding. NCBI's taxonomy places the organism in Eukaryota, Metazoa, Arthropoda, Insecta, Diptera, Muscidae. Gene Ontology annotation, biological process: removal of superoxide radicals.